UUCUGGUUUUGAUGAGGGUCAAUGUCUAGCAGUCAAAAAUGAAGAAAAUAUAAUUUUGGAAAAUAAAUUGGAAAAUAAUUUGUUAAAAUCAACAGAUAAUUUACAAACAAUUCCAAUUAAUUCUGAUAAUUCAAAAAUGGAACAACCAAAACAAGGAGUAAAAAGAAGAAGAAAAGUAAUUUUGCGUAGAAGAUUGUUAAGAAGGGGGGAUAGAAGGAGUUCUUCUAUUGUUAGCAAAAGUAUAGGUAGAGGAAGAAAUUUUUUAAUUUUAAAUUUUCUUCUGAAAAUUUUUUUUAAUUCUGAAAAUCUAAAAUUAUCAAUUUAUAAGCUAAAAAACAAAAGUCCGCAAAAAUUUGUCCGCAAAAAAUUUGCGGACAAUUUUUGCGGACAAAUUUAAUUUUUGCGGACAAAAAAUUUUUAAAAAAUUUUUCAAGUUAAAAAAAUUUUUUUUAAUUUUAAAAUUUAUUUUUCUCUCAAUUUUCAGAAGACAAUAAUACAACUAAAAACAAUUCAAAACAAAAAAGAGGGAAUAACCCAAGUUCCACAAUGGCUGUUCGCCGAGUAAUUUGGAAAAUAGUUCCCUUAAAAAAGUUGCCUGAUAAUGAAGAAAAUGAGGAAGAAGAUGAAAAUUUAAUUAAUUUAAAUAAUAAAAAAAUAAAUC
Messenger RNA from Meloidogyne enterolobii, 661 nucleotides. Lineage: Eukaryota; Metazoa; Nematoda; Chromadorea; Rhabditida; Meloidogynidae. The record is from the annotation of a GenBank genome assembly.